This is a messenger RNA of Trichophyton benhamiae CBS 112371, 558 nucleotides long. RefSeq lists its product as uncharacterized. The record is from RefSeq and is a predicted model, not a curated record. The transcript has 2 exons. Lineage: Eukaryota; Fungi; Ascomycota; Eurotiomycetes; Onygenales; Arthrodermataceae. Bases 1 to 558 code for a protein of 185 amino acids.
AUGAGAGCGUCCAAGAUCCUCCAGAAGGCGUCGGCCGCCUCGCACGUCGUCCCCGUCAACCAGAAAUACACUGUACAAUCCUACGGCAUAUGGGAGAGAAUCCGACGGGCCCUGGCCGUCGACCCUACUCGUUCGUCCGGUGUCCCAUUGAACGCCCAAUUCCGCAACCCGGCCCCAGGAGCCCUUGAACCACAGACAUACGACGACCCCGUCACUAUCCCGGCAGCCGACCUCGCUGACAACCCAUACUGGAAGCGAGAUGUGCGAAGAGCCUACCCACAGGCCAGCGUGGUGAAGCAGGCGGAUGUCGUCGGACUCUUGACAUACGGCAGCAAGGCCGAGCCCAAGGACAGUCUUCUUGCAGGUGAGGCGGGCUCGAAGCAGCUGGUGCAGACGCAGCAGACGGCUGAGGAGCGUGGACUGGCUGCGCAUUUCGAGGAGAAGGCCAGCUCGGGAGCUGAGGUCCUUGGACCAAGUGGGAUGCCACCUCUACCUGCUCACUUGAACGCUGGAAACACAUAUAGCCUCCCUUCGGAGCAGGCCUAUCCUUCAAAGUAA